AUGGUGCCGAAUGAUGACGAGGUGCCGAAGGCAUCGCUCUCGUCGGAUGAUGACAGGGUGCCGAAGGCAUCUCUCGUGUCAAAUGACUGGUGCCGAAGGCAGCGCUCUCGUCGGAUGAUGACAGGGUGCCGAAGGCAUCGCUCGUGUCAAAUGACGGGUGCCGAAGGCAGCGCUCUCGUCGGAUGA
Prunus armeniaca (apricot) is the source of this 186-nucleotide messenger RNA. NCBI's taxonomy places the organism in Eukaryota, Viridiplantae, Streptophyta, Magnoliopsida, Rosales, Rosaceae. The record is from the annotation of a GenBank genome assembly.